AUGCCCUGCGCGCCCGGGCUGCGCGCGCUGUGGCUGUGCGCCGCGCUCUGCGCCUGCCCGUGCGCCCCCCAGCCCGGCCCGGCGCCCGGCCCCUGCCCGGCCCCCUGCCACUGCCGGGAGGACGGCGUCAUGCUGUCGGCCGACUGCUCGGAGCUCGGGCUCUCCGCCGUGCCCCGCGACCUGGCCCCGCUGACGGCUUACCUAGACCUGAGCAUGAACAACCUCACGGAGCUGCCGCCAGGUCGCUUCCACCACCUGCGCUUCCUGGAGGAGCUGCGCCUCUCGGGGAACCGCCUCGCCCACAUCCCAGGAGGAGCGUUCUCCGGCCUCCACAGCCUGAAGAUCCUGAUGCUGCAGAACAACCAGCUGGGAGGCGUCCCCGCCGAGGCGCUGCGGCCGCUGCCAAGCCUGCAGUCUCUGCGCCUGGACGCCAACCGCAUCUCCCGGGUCCCGGAGCGGAGCUUCGAGGGGCUGCCCCGCCUCCGCCACCUCUGGCUGGACGACAACGCCCUCAGCGAGGUCCCCGUCCGGGCCCUCGGCCGCCUGCCCGCCCUGCAGGCCAUGACGCUGGCCCUCAACCGCAUCCGCCGCGUCCCCGACUACGCCUUCCAGAACCUCAGCAGCCUCGUGGUGCUGCAUCUUCAUAACAACCGGAUCCAGCGUCUGGGGACCCACAGCUUCGAGGGGCUGCGCAGUCUGGAGACGCUGGACCUGAACCACAACGAGCUGCACGAGUUCCCGGUCGCCAUCCGCACGCUGGGCAGGCUGCAGGAGCUGGGGUUCCAUAACAACAACAUCAGGGCCAUCCCAGAAAAGGCCUUCACGGGGAACCCUCUGCUGCAGGCGAUACACUUUUAUGACAACCCGAUCCAGUCUGUGGGAAGGUCCGCGUUCCAGCACCUGCCGAGGCUGCACACGCUGUCCCUGAACGGAGCCACCGACAUCCAGGAGUUCCCAGACCUCAAAGGCACGACAAGUCUGGAGGCCUUGACCCUGACCCGCGCCGGCAUCCGGCUGCUCCCGCCCGGCAUGUGCCAGCAGCUGCCCAGGCUCCGCGUCCUGGAACUGUCGCACAACCGCAUCGAGGAGCUGCCGAGCCUGCACAGGUGCCAGAAGCUGGAGGAGAUCGGCCUCCAGCACAACCGCAUCUGGGAAGUCAGAGCCGACACCUUCCGCCAGCUGAGCGCCCUGCGGGCCCUGGACCUGAGCUGGAACGCCAUCCGGUCCAUCCACCCAGAGGCCUUCGCGACCCUGCGCUCCCUGGUCAAGCUGGACCUGACCGACAACCAGCUGACCACGCUGCCGCUGGCCGGGCUAGGGGGCCUGGCGCACCUCAAGCUCAAAGGGAACCCCGCCCUGUCGCAGGCCUUCCCCAAGGACAGUUUCCCAAAGCUGAGGACCCUGGAGGUGCCCCACGCCUACCAGUGCUGCGCCUACGGUGGCCUCUGCUCCAGCUUCUUCAAGGCCUCUGGGCCUUGGGAGGAGGACGACUUCCACCCGGAGGAAGAGGAGGCUCCCAAGAGUCCCCUGGGCCUCCUCGCGGGACAAGCCGAGAGCCACUAUGACCUGGACGUGGACGAGCUCCCGCUGGAGACGGAGGAGAGAAAGCCGCAGCCCAGUGUCCAGUGUAGCCCGGUUCCAGGCCCCUUCAAGCCCUGUGAGCACCUGUUUGAGAGCUGGGGCGUCCGCCUGGCCGUGUGGGCCGUCACGGUGCUGUCGCUGCUCGGCAACGCGCUGGUGCUGCUGAGCGUCUUCGCGGGGGGGCCCGGCCCCCUGCCCCCCGUCAAGCUCGUGGUCGGAGCCAUCGCCGGGGCCAACACUGUGACCGGCGUCUCCUGCGGCCUCCUGGCCUCUGUGGACGCCCUGACCUUCGGCCGGUUCGCCGAGUACGGGCCGCGCUGGGAGUCAGGGCCGGGCUGCCGGGCCACGGGCUUCCUGGCUGUGCUCGGGUCCGAGGCCUCGGUGCUGCUGCUGACCCUGGCCGCCGUGCAGUGCGGCGCCUCGGUGUCCUGCGCCCGGGCCCACGGGAAGGCGCCCGCCCGGGGCGGCGUGCGCGCGGGGGUGCUGGGCUGCCUGGUGCUGGCGGGGCUGGCCGCCGCCCUGCCACUGGCCUCGGUGGGAGACUAUGGGGCCUCCCCGCUUUGCCUGCCCUACCCCCUGCCCGAGGGCCGGCCGGCCGCCCUGGGCUUCGCCGUGGCCCUGGUGAUGCUACACUCCUUCUGCUUCCUGGUGGCAGCCGGCGCCUGCAUCCGGCUCUAUUGCGACCUGCCGCGGGGCGAGCCGCGGGCGGCCUGGGACGGCGCCACGGCACGGCACGUGGCCGGGCUCACCUUCGCGGACGGGCUGCUGCAUUGCCCUGUGGCCUUCCUCGGCGUGGCCUCCAUGCUCGGGCUCGUGCCCGUCACCCCCGAGGCCAUCAAGGCCGUGCUGCUGCUGGUGCUGCCGCUGCCCGCCUGCCUCAACCCCCUGCUCUACCUGCUCUUCCACCCGCGCUCCCGCGAGGACCUGUGGCGGCUCUGGCCCUGGGCGGGCGCUGCGGGGCCCCUGGCCUCGGCCGCAGCCGGCCACCUGGAGAAGGGCUCCUGCGACUCCACUCAGGCCCUGGUGGCCUUUUCUGACGUGGACCUCAUUCUGGAAGCUUCCGAGACCGGGCGCUCCCCCGGGCCGGAGGCCUACGGCUUCCCUGCAGUGGCCCGCAUCUCCCAGGAGGGCCCCGCGUUGGAGGGCGGCCGCUUUGUCGAGCCGGAGGGAACCCUCUUUGGGAACCAGCAAGCCUCCGUGGACGGAGAGCUGCCGCUGAGGGCUGAGGGGGCCGCGCCAGGCGGCGGGCGUCUGUCUGAGGGCAGGGGCGCCCAGCGCUCUGGCCCAGCCUUUGCCUCCCACGCGUAAAUGUCCCUCACCCUCGGCUCCCGUCUCCUCCACCCUCCCCUCCGUGGGCGGCGGCCGCUUGUAAAACACAAGACGCAUCGGCCACGUCGUCUA
Molecule: messenger RNA, 2982 nt
Organism: Pteronotus mesoamericanus
Lineage: Eukaryota; Metazoa; Chordata; Mammalia; Chiroptera; Mormoopidae
Gene: LGR6
Product: leucine rich repeat containing G protein-coupled receptor 6
Exons: 18
Coding region: 1-2889 (962 amino acids)
Biological process (GO): activation of adenylate cyclase activity; adenylate cyclase-activating G protein-coupled receptor signaling pathway; hormone-mediated signaling pathway
Cellular component (GO): plasma membrane
Molecular function (GO): protein-hormone receptor activity; protein binding; G protein-coupled peptide receptor activity
Source: RefSeq, a predicted model, not a curated record